AGGGGAGCAUCCGGCCGUGCCAGAGAUGUGCCAGCCCCGGGCGCUGCCAGCCCUGCUGCUCCUGCUCUGCUGCCCCUGGGGCAGUGCCAGUGCCCUGCGGGGUCAGAUCGUGGGGGGCCACGAGGCGCGGCCGCACUCCCACCCGUACAUGGCGUUCCUGAAGAUAGCCGAGCUGGGGAGCUGUGGGGGCUUCCUGGUGGCCCCUGACUGGGUGAUGUCAGCUGCACACUGCAUGGGGAAUAUCACAGUCAUCCUGGGAGCUCACAACAUCCACGAACCAGAAAAAACCCAGCAGGUCCGGGGCGUCCUCAAGUACCACGAGCACCCCGAAUACGACCCCGACACGAUGGAAAACGACAUCAUGCUGCUCCAGCUAACCUCGAAGGCCACUCUCAAUGAGUACAUCCAGACCGUCCCACUGCCCAAGACCGGCAGCGACCUCCCCACGGGCACCAAGUGCACCAUCGCCGGCUGGGGCCUCAUCGACGAGGACAGGGCCACCAACAAACUCUUCGAGACCAAAGUCUCCAUCUACAGCCGCAGGAAAUGCGUCCUCUUCUACCCACACCUUGAUUCUGGCAUGGUCUGCGCUGGCAGCUUCCACCAGCUGAAGGAUUCCAGCCAGGGGGAUUCUGGCGGGCCCCUGGUAUGCAAUAAAGUGGCACAAGGCAUCGUCUCCUUUGGCUACGACUCCCCGCCCGGGGUCUACACCCGCAUCUCCAACUACCUGCCCUGGAUCAAAAAAGUCAUGAAGAAGUAGCGGCAGUGGCGGCAUUUUCUCCAGCUCUGGCGUGGCCCUGGAGACUGCAACAGCUUCGUUCCUGCCCCUGCCGGAGGCUCAGCUCCCUCCUGUGUCCUCGGGAACCCAAGUGACUCCAUCAGUGCACUUGAGAUUCCCCUUCCUUCUGUUCCGAGGCUGCCCCCUGUCCCGUUCCCUGCCCGUCUCAGGGCUGUGUUAAAUCACCCUGGCAGAAGCAGAGACAGCCUCAGAUGGCACGGAAAGAUGGCACAACAGACCCCACUUCCUUCAGAGAUAACCCUGUUCCUGCUUGAACCUUGCUGCACUUAAAGCACCCACAGUAAACUCGGAGCUGCAUCUCCCA
This is a messenger RNA of Hirundo rustica (Barn swallow), 1103 nucleotides long. Its product is annotated as mast cell protease 1A-like. Gene Ontology annotation, molecular function: serine-type endopeptidase activity. Lineage: Eukaryota; Metazoa; Chordata; Aves; Passeriformes; Hirundinidae. The record is from RefSeq and is a predicted model, not a curated record. The coding region runs from base 26 to 760 and encodes 244 amino acids. Gene Ontology annotation, biological process: proteolysis. The transcript is spliced from 5 exons.